Molecule: messenger RNA, 951 nt
Organism: Paecilomyces variotii
Lineage: Eukaryota; Fungi; Ascomycota; Eurotiomycetes; Eurotiales; Thermoascaceae
Product: S-adenosyl-L-methionine-dependent methyltransferase
Exons: 4
Coding region: 1-951 (316 amino acids)
Biological process (GO): peptidyl-arginine methylation
Cellular component (GO): nucleus
Molecular function (GO): protein-arginine N-methyltransferase activity
Source: RefSeq, a predicted model, not a curated record
AUGCUCCGCUCAGGCAUUCACGAGGAGAUGCUGAAAGAUGAUGUCCGUACCCGCUCGUACCGUGAUUCCAUUUAUCAGAACCGCCACAUUUUCAAGGACAAGGUUGUUCUUGAUGUCGGAUGUGGAACUGGAAUUCUCAGCAUGUUCGCUGUUCGAGCUGGUGCCAAGCAUGUAAUCGGAGUCGACAUGUCCUCGAUCAUCGAGAAGGCUCGCGAGAUCGUCGCCGCGAACGGAAUGGCGAACAAGAUCACUCUUCUCCAAGGCAAGAUGGAAGAAGUCGUUCUUCCCUUCCCUAAAGUCGACAUCAUCAUUUCCGAAUGGAUGGGCUAUUUCCUUCUCUAUGAAAGCAUGCUGGACACUGUUCUCUACGCUCGUGACAAGUACCUUGUGCCGGGUGGCAAGAUCUUCCCAGACAAGGCGACUAUCUAUCUUGGUGCUAUCGAGGAUGGCGAAUACAAGGACGAAAAGAUCGGAUUCUGGGACAACGUCUACGGAUUCGACUACAGCCCUAUGAAGGAGAUUGCUCUGACGGAACCUCUCGUCGAUACGGUUGAGAUGAGGGCACUCGUCACCGAUCCGUGCCCCGUUCUCACUCUCGAUCUCUACACCGUUACUCCUGCCGAUCUGGCAUUCAAGGUCCCUUUCCAACUCGUGGCAAGGCGAAACGAUUUCGUCCACGCCAUUAUCGCCUGGUUUGAUAUCGAUUUCACCGCAUGCCACAAGCCGAUCAGCUUCUCGACUGGGCCCCACGCCAAGUACACUCACUGGAAGCAGACCGUCUUUUACAUUCGCGACGUCCUCACUGUUGAAGAAAAUGAAGUUAUUACUGGUCAUCUUGAGAACAAGCCGAACGAGAAGAACAAGAGAGAUCUCGAUAUCAAGAUCAGUUACAAGCUGCAGACAGAGGACCCCACUCGGUACGCCGAGGGUGACUGCGAAUACAGAAUGUAA